Alternaria novae-zelandiae is the source of this 2232-nucleotide messenger RNA. RefSeq lists its product as uncharacterized. The transcript has a single exon. NCBI's taxonomy places the organism in Eukaryota, Fungi, Ascomycota, Dothideomycetes, Pleosporales, Pleosporaceae. The record is from RefSeq and is a predicted model, not a curated record. The coding region runs from base 1 to 2232 and encodes 743 amino acids.
AUGUUCGAUUUUAAGAACAAGAAGGGUGGGCGCGCGGCGACUACGACCUUGCCUUCCACCACCAACACGUCUGAUGCUACUCUGCGUAGCCCACUAGAACGGGUGUUCAAAAUCGGCAAAGCCAUAAAGUACUCAUUAUCUACUACCCUGGGCCGCAAAACUUCUGAAGAGCCGUCCUUGACGAAUCAGUCGAACUCUCCAAUUCGUCUACCAAGCGACACGCCGACAGCCACGACGGGUUCUUCUCACACUUCAGAAGCCUGCAAUACUGAUCCAAACUCACCAUCGUCUUCAAAGUCAACGGCUGCAACCGAACAUUCUCUCCCACGUCUUAGCUGCGGCGAGAACUUCUUCGUGCCAGGCAUCUCUCUUUCUCCCGAACUGCGUUCGGAUCCAGAGCAAUCACCAAUCCAGAAGCAAGACAGCCUGUCUGUGCACUCGCCGGUACUUAUCGCCUGCGAGGCCCCAUCAAAUACCGUGAUCCAAACCGAAGGCGAGAUCUCUGCGAAGCCAAAGCAGCUUCCCGUGAAGAAAGAAAAGACACUUCGUUUGCCAGGCUGUCUGAAGGCUUUCUGGAAGAAGAUCGCUUUCACGCAACAUAGGGCCUCCCGACCCUCCAACUCCGGUUCAAACAAGCCAAAACACAAUGACGCCGCUAUUGACUCGGGUACAUUUCCUGGUGCUAACAAGGACAAGCAUUGUCAAAGCGCGAAUACCAAUAAAGACGUUUCAGAUGAAGGUGACGGCCCGCGUUGCGACUUCAAGACGAUUGAGGCAAUUCCCGAUGCAAAGUACCGCGAACUGAUCAAGGCCUGCGAUCUUUCGUCUUCUCCCACCACUACUGUUGACGUAGUGCGCCGUGCGAAAGGCACUUUCAAUGCAGCGACUUUCGUCACUGUUUGUGAAGGCGAGCAGACUCGCAAGUACGUUGUCCGCGUGCCUGGCCACGGUACGCGCGCACACUGGCAGGAGGAAGACUCCUACGUGCUGAAGAACGAAGCUCAGCUAAUCGAGUACAUUCGCAAGAAUACAAACGCACCUGUCGCACAGGUCAUUGACUACUCCACUGGACACGACAACGCGCUUGGUUUCCCGUACAUCUUAAUGACGAUGUUACCCGGCACGCCUGCGAACAAUAUCUGGUUUCCAGAAGAUUAUCCCUCCGUCGAUAAUGAGCUUUUCCAACAUGCGGAUGUCCCGCCUCCCCAUAUCGAAAAGAAGCGUCUCAAGUUCCUACGCUCUUUGGCACGGGUAAUGAUUCAGAUUCAGACCCUUAAAUUCGAGGCCAUUGGAGCACCUAACUUCGACGACGACGGCAAUUUCAUUGGUAUUGGACCCACGUGCCACUGUACAUACGAAGAUGGCGAUGAGGUUUUCAAGCGUCCACCGGCUGCUACAACUGAGGAGUACAUUCGAGCCCGCUUUGGAGCCAAGAUAAGACAGAUGAGUGCUGACAACAUCGAACGCCUAUGCAACGAAACAUGGGAAGAAGACGAUGGGCGUGAAGAACGUGGCGUCCGAGACAUCCUCUACUUUAUCUUCUAUCACCAGUCGGUAUUCCGCGGGCAGCCUGGCGAGACUUUCACCCUCCAUCACGAUGAUCUAGAUCUGCAGAACAUUCUUUGCGACGACGAGGGCAACGUCACAGGUAUCAUCGACUGGGACAACGCGAUGGCAGCACCACGCUGCAUCGGCGCCACAGCCGUCCCCAUGUUUCUCCGAAGCGAUUGGUUUCCAGAAUACACAUUUGGCCUCGAUAAAUCACCGUACAUGGCAUGGAACCACGAACAUUACCGCGAAAUCUACGCCGCCGCCAUAGAAGAAGCCAGCGAUGCCGAAAACGCAGAAUUCACGCUCAAGUCGGGUCUCUACCAAGCCGCUAUCGCCGCAGUAACCCAAGGUGGGUACGCAGAGGGCCUCAUAGACAAGUUACUCCGCGAGAUACCUCAUUGUCGUUUGAAUUAUUGGACGUUCAUUAGGGGGCUGGGUCGGGGUGGCUGGGUAUCUGCGGAGAACUUGCUCAAAACGCAUUUUGCGCGCAUCUUCGAGCCCGUUAUGCCGCCUGAGGGUCUUCUUGAGGCACUGGAUCAGGAGCUGGAGAUGCAGACUACUUGGUGGUCGUGCUGUGAUGAGCUGCUCGAUCUUUACGAGGCUGAGAAGGAGGGGAACGGCGAUGAAGAGGAGGACGGUGCUGAGGAAGCAGAGCAUGAUACCGCCGCCGUCUCAGGUUGA